Messenger RNA from Danaus chrysippus (African queen), 789 nucleotides. Lineage: Eukaryota; Metazoa; Arthropoda; Insecta; Lepidoptera; Nymphalidae. The record is from the annotation of a GenBank genome assembly.
AUGGUGCUGCCAUCUGACGGAUGCGUCAUGCAAUGCGAUGCCACGCUGGUCACCGGCACGUGCAUCGUGAGAAGGGCCCGUAAUGAAGGACCCACCAUCCAUUUCCCAAGAGGUUUAUUCGACCCCGAAACUCAUAAACGGCAUACUCUCUCUCUCUAUGGCAACUAUCAGAGUCCAAUUAGCACGAUAGUUCUUCGUACUCUGGAUAUAAUAACGAUAGUGGUACCACCAGCGCUGCCAGCAGCUAUGGCCGCUGGUAUCGUGUACAGUCAGCAAAGACUCAUUAGGAACAAAGUAUUUUGUAUAUCACCACCACGAAUUAUUAUCUCUGGCAAACUACAGGUCAUGUGCUUUGAUAAGAAUGAGUCCGCUGGUACAAGUGCUGGCUACAUGACAUUCAUUCACAAGUAUACAGGGACAGCUGAAAGGAGAUUCCUUAGAUUUAAUGAUGUUUCACACAAUGGGUCCAGAAAACAAAAAUACGACAACCUGACCCCAGCAAUUGUAAAACCAGAAACAACCCCCAACAUGGAUUUGCAAAAUUUGGAAACAUAUGACCCUUUCACUAUGGAAAUAGAAGUAUCCUAUGAGUUUGGUCUAAUACGUAGAUUCCACUUUUCAUCGUUUCAACGAUCCAUGGGCGUCAUAGCCAGAAUAUUUGAGAAGCCGCAAAUGGUUUACUACGUAAAGGGUGCUCCAGAGAAGAUAGCUGGAAUGUGUGACCCAGCGUCACUACCGGAUAAUUUCAGUGCAAUACUUAACGACUACACGUCAACGGCUUCCGAGUGA